AUGACCAUUGACAGACAGGUAGUUGCUCCUACACCUGAAGAUGUAACAGAGACUGAUGAAGCUGAAAAAGAACUAGAGGUAGUGAGACCAGAGUCGAAGAAGCCUGUGAGGCCACUAAGAGCCGUGAAAUGGAUUAUGGAUCUCAAAAGGACCUACGAGAUCUGUGAAUGUACUGAGGACCAGAAGGUUCUAUAUGCUGGAUACCUAUUCGAAGGAGAAGCUGGAAUAUGGUGGGAUAUGCGAAGGCAGCUUCUAGUCAGGGAACUAGGAAGUUUGGUUGCACUGUCAUGGGAGAGAUUUAAGGAAGUGUUUGACAACAGAUUCUUCCCAUAUUCUGUCAAACAGCAAAAGGCGCAGGAGUUCGCAACUUUAACUCAAGGCAGUUUGAUCGUAGAACAGUACGCCGUUAAUUUUAUGGCGUUAGGAAGCCAAGUAGCUUGCCUAAGAAUAGAGAAUUACCAAGAGUUAGUAAACGUGGCCGCGAUAGCAGAGAUAGAGCAGAAGGGUUCAACUGCCCUGAUCAUUUCAGAAAGAAAGAGGACUUCAUCACAUAAUGCUGAAGAAGGUUCAGAAAUGAAGAAAAUGUUUACUGUAUCAGAUAAAGGAAAAUGCAUUGAGACUGGGAGCUCAAUGCCGAUUACAUUUCCACCUUGUGGAGAGUGCGGUAAAUACCAUGGAGGCAAGUGUAGAAUCGCGUUGAGAACUUGUUUCAGGUGUGGCCAAGUGAGUCAUAUGAUUAAAGACUGUCCCAGUGUUGCUUUGAGGAAUGAAGAAAUAGGGUUUCUCUCAACAGCGGCUACAAACCAAAGCCGAGGCAACACGUGCCCAUGA
Molecule: messenger RNA, 831 nt
Organism: Juglans microcarpa x Juglans regia
Lineage: Eukaryota; Viridiplantae; Streptophyta; Magnoliopsida; Fagales; Juglandaceae
Exons: 3
Coding region: 1-831 (276 amino acids)
Molecular function (GO): nucleic acid binding; zinc ion binding
Source: RefSeq, a predicted model, not a curated record